This is a messenger RNA of Caenorhabditis briggsae, 510 nucleotides long. The transcript is spliced from 2 exons. The record is from RefSeq and is a predicted model, not a curated record. Lineage: Eukaryota; Metazoa; Nematoda; Chromadorea; Rhabditida; Rhabditidae. Bases 1 to 510 code for a protein of 169 amino acids.
AUGGCACCACAAACUCAACCAUCAUCAUCUUCUUCUCGUCAAUUCACGAAUCAAAUUCGCAGUCUUCAUUCUAUCAUUCUACAGCGGCAUUCAUCGAGAAAAGCCGCGUUUUCUGGAAGCGUCCCAUCUUCUCAAAAAUCCCCUGAAAAUCGUCAAGAAUCAACAAUGGAAAAAGUGUAUCGAUACACUCGUGAUUUGGCACUUUCAAGAGACAAAAAAGUGGUGAAAAGGGCAUUCGAACGACUUCUCCAAUUGGAUUGCUCAUCUCAAAUAUUCAAAAAUGCGAAAACUUUGAAAACUGCAAUCAAAUAUCCAGGAUCAACGCCAUGUUUCAAUCGGGAAAUUCAUUUAUUGAAGUUGAAAAUCGAGAAAUUGGAGAAGAGAGAUCAACAGCUGAAUGCAAUGGAAUACGAUCCAUUUAAUCCUGCUGGAAUGAGCAAUUUCAAUGGACAAGAGAUGGACAAAUUGAUGGCCAAAUUUCCAAUUUACAUUCCAACAAAAAAUCAAUAA